This is a messenger RNA of Alosa sapidissima (American shad), 5397 nucleotides long. It is a transcript of the gene zc3h4, whose product is annotated as zinc finger CCCH-type containing 4. Gene Ontology annotation, molecular function: metal ion binding; RNA binding. Lineage: Eukaryota; Metazoa; Chordata; Actinopteri; Clupeiformes; Clupeidae. The record is from RefSeq and is a predicted model, not a curated record. Gene Ontology annotation, biological process: negative regulation of DNA-templated transcription. The coding region runs from base 246 to 4211 and encodes 1321 amino acids. The transcript has 14 exons. Gene Ontology annotation, cellular component: nucleus.
CCAUUCUCGACGGGGCGCCAUAGCCGCCAUUUUAAGUCAUCGAGUUUCAAUUACAGCGCAUAGGACGGAGAACUGGAACCAAUUCAACUAAUUUCUCUUCUAAAGUAUUAGUAGGGAACUGACUGUUAUCUGAAGCUCUUCCUUAAAUCAUUCAUCAUCUAGAGCAAAGUCAAGUUACGCAUGAUCAAGUAGAAUCCUGCCUCGAUUUUAGCCUUUAAUGUAACUUAGGUGUAACGUUAGAGGAAAUGGCUGUGGAAAGCAUGACUGUCCAUCCAAACUCCCCAACAACAACCAACCACGAACACAACAGCCUCACUGACGAAAGACGUGAGGAGGGUGAGCUGGAGGAGGGUGAACUAGAGGAUGAUGGGGCAGAGCCAGACUCUCCUCAGAGAGAAGGGUCUGAAGCAUUGGGAAAACCUCACCACAACAAGGACCAUCAGGCCAGUGGUUCAGAUGAUGAUAAAACUCAUCGCCGCAAAAGGAAGAGAAGGAAAGAAAAGGAGCGUGAUAAGGAGAAAAGAAGGGCAAAAAAAAGGCGGAAGUCAUCUAAGCACAAACGACAUGCUUCCUCUAGUGAUGACCGUUCUGACUACAGCGAUGAUUCUGACUACAGCACUAACGAGAAGAGAAAAUAUCGAGACUAUAGCCCGCAGUACACUGCCUCUUCUCAUGGAGGUUAUGCAUCUGCCCCUCCUUCUGGCCACGGGGUUCCUAUGCCUAAAAAGGGCAGUUACAUAAAGAUGGAGAAGCAGGGCUAUGGAGACUACGAUGAAUAUGAAGAAGAAAACUAUGAGGGUGAAGAGGAUGAAGAAAUGGUCGAGGAUGAAUACGAUGACUUUACCAAGGAGCUCAACCAGUAUCGCAAAGCUAAAGAGGGGAACAGCACAGUCUGCACAGGAGGUGUGGGCAACCGUGGAGGCAGAGGCGGGAAAGGCAGACUCAAAAACCAGAGAGGUCGUGGGCGGGGUGGUAUGAGGGGUCGCGGUGGGCGAGGUGGUGGAGGAAGCAGAGGAAGAGGACGGGCAAAGAUGGGUGCAGACAACGAUGAUGAAGGCACAUAUGGAGACGAUUUGGAGUUUGCAGAUGAUGACUUUGAUAACAUGGGAGAAGAUGAUUUUGAAGAUUACUCUAAAGAGAUGAACCAGUAUAGAAAGUCUAAAGACCGUGGACGUGGUGGUAAAGGUGGAAGAGGGCGUGGUAGAAGUAAAGGAGGACGUGGCAUAAACCGUGGCAGAGGAAGAAAUAGAGGAAGAGGUCGUGGAAGUGAUCAGGGAAAUGAUGAAGAAAACAUUGGGGAUAUGGACAUUGGAGAUAGUGGAGGAGGACCACGACGUGCUGACCAAGAUAAGCAUGGCCAAGAGAAGAAGGGGAAAGCAAUUUGCAAAUACUAUAUAGAGGGCCGCUGCACAUGGGGUGAACACUGCAACUUCAGCCAUGACAUUGAACUACCCAAAAGGAAAGAGCUCUGCAAGUUUUACAUCACUGGUUUCUGCGCCAGGGCAGAGAACUGCCCAUAUAUGCAUGGUGACUUUCCUUGCAAGCUGUUUCAUACCACCGGAAAUUGUGUGAAUGGAGAUGAAUGUAUGUUUUCUCACAAGCCCUUGACAGAAGAUACUCAAGAGUUGUUGGACAAGAUGCUAGCAGAAGAUGCUGAGGCUGGUGCUGAGGAUGAAAAAGAGGUAGAGGAGCUGAAGAAGCAGGGUAUUAACCCUUUACCAAAACCCCCACCAGGGGUGGGCCUUCUCCCAACACCACCAAGACCAGUCUCUGCUGAUUGUGCUGGCCCUGUGGACUUUGGGUUGACUGGACCGUCUUCGACCAAUAUGCCUCAUAAUGCCCCACAAGGAACUCUUUUGGCUUCUGGAACUGGCCCCUGCCCUGGACCUCCACCUCCUUGUCCAGACAGUAACCCAUUUCAAGGGCCUCCAAAUUCUAGCACACCACCUCAGCCACCCUUGGGCCAACCACAACCUUGUCAAGGAGCUACAGGGAAGAAGAUUCCAUCUUUAUUUGAGAUUGUUGUGCAGCCCACAGGACAGCUGGCUCAGAAACUUGGUGUCAGGGGUCAAGGCCCUAGCGCAGGUGUCCCCUCUGGCCCUUCGGGUGUAACCCAGGUAGGUCCACUACCUCGAUUCUCAGCUCCUCCACCAACUGGACAUAUAGGGCCAAAUCCAAGUGGAAUGAUCCCACCUGGCCCUGUGGACAUGUCCUCAGGAGGUAAUCCCAACCAAGGAGUGCCAUCUGUGAUAUCCAGUUUUGGACCUGGGGAGGGAUCACCUCAUCAGGGGAUGACUCAUCAAAUGCCUGCACCUACUGGAGGCAAUUUCUAUGAUGGUUUCUUUCAUCAACAACUGGGAAUGGAAAGUGGAGACAAUGGUAAAGAAUACCCUGGCUUUAGAAAAAUUGAAGAAUGUGCUGGAGAAGGAAUACUUGAUCAAGCCUCUAGGACUCAGAGUACCACUGGCAGUGGUGACUCUUCCUCCAAUGGAUCUGCAGACAGCCAGAUAUCCAGCCUGACAGUACCUGACUUCCUUCCACCGGCUCAACGUGUGUUGUUUAUGAGGAUCCAUCAGAAGCAACAGGAGGAUGAGGAAAAGGCCAGGAGGUUGGCGGAAGUUGGAGCUCAGAAAGACAUAGAAGGUGACUCUGCAAAUUGGUACUCCAGUGAAGAUGAGGAUGGAGGCAGCAGUGUUUCUUCAAUAAUCAAAACACUGCGACAACAGACCCAGAGCUGCAGCAAACCUGAGUGUCCUCCCUUUGACCCACGGCUGUCCAAAGCAGCUCGUCCAGCUGACCCACGGCUAGCUCGUGACCCACGCCUGUCCCGAAGCACAGAGUCAGCGCAAGCCUCUGAUCCAAAUCCAAGUGCCUUGCUAUCUUCCUCCUCUUCUGCUCCUGUUGACCCGCGCCUGGCACGCAGCACUGUGCUAUGUCACAAAUCUGACACAGUUCUUGUAUACAAGCCACCUGGCCCUGUAACACCACAAGCUGAGGAGGAGGAGGGGGAGAGGAUUCUGCGGGACAAACCUGUCCCCAUUCCUCUAGACCCUCUCAUGGGCAUGACCCUGCGUGACCCACGUUCUCAGUUGCAGCAGUUUAGCCACAUCAAAAAAGACCUAAGCUUUCACAUCCCUAAUUUCGCCAAGGCUGUGUUGUGGAACCCUGAGGACCUCAUUCCUGUGCCCAUCCCCAAGCAGGACUUUCUUCCGCUCCCUCCUGGCAUCCCUCCUGUGGUUACCCUGGAUCCCCGAAUCUCACGUGCUCAGCAGCAGCUUCACACAGCUCCACCUGCUCUUCCUGCUCCUCCUGCUCCCAUAGAAGACAACCAGUCUUCUUCCUCCCUUCCAGACUUUGAGUUGUUGUCUCGCAUUCUCAAGACUGUUAAUUCUUCUUCUGGUCCUUCUCAGAAUAGUCCUGCUGCUGUUGUCUCCACGGCUCAAACAGGAACUGCAUCUGCUCACCCCAUACAACCUGAAAAACCAAUGGACCCACGUAUGGCCCGCAAGGUCCAAGCAGAUCCCAGGCUACAGCACCAGAAAUCUGCCUUGAAAUCUCCUUCAGAAUCGACUGGAUCUCAAACCUCUCACUCUUCUAGCCCUAGCCCACCCACUCCCUCAGCCCCCCCUAUUGCACCAUAUGAUCCACGGCUUCUGUCUGCAGGUGGGGUGGGCAGGGGUGGUGCAGGAGUUACUGGCACCAGCAGCAAUGUGCUUAGCAGUAUCAGUUUAUAUGACCCCAGAACUGCAGAUAGUUUAGAGAGUUCAGGGCAGGUGGCAAAUUCUGCAAUCUCAACUGAAUCCAAACCUAUUGCUCCUGAUAUGGUAGUCAAGGCCAAACCCAAAGAGCCUCUCUUUGUGCGCAAGUCUGCCCUGGAUCAUCCUGAAAAUGAAAGGGGUGCUAAUGAGCCAACCACUGACCGUUACAACAGUUAUAACCGUCCACGACCCAAGCCCUCACCCUCCCCCAAUUCAGGAGGGUCCACGUCUGUGAGUACAGCUACUGGGCUUGAGCAGCAGCUGUCUGGUGUCCAUAACUUACCUGUGUCCACGUCUCUCUUCCAAAUGGUUAAGCAGGUCAACAAACCUGGCUCAGGCAGCCCCUUUGGUGGCAACAGUCCAGCACAACUAGACACUUCAGAGCAGGAUGCUGCUUCUCUCAAAGAUGUAUUCAAAGGUUUCGACCCUACAGCGUCCCCUUUUUGCCAAUGACACCUGAUAGUGCUGUCAUUUGAGUUUAAAACAGCAGCCUGGUCUGCAUUCUCAGCUUGCUGACAUUGCUAGGGAAACAGGGCCACAACCCUCCUUGUCAAACUGUUAAAAUAUAUUUUUUUUUUUGGAUGCUGAAAAGUGGCAAAGUUAGCAUUUCUAAAAUAACCAAAUCAGGUUCAAAUCGAUUUAUUUUACUAGAGCCAUGCUCUAAACAGUCAGCACCAGCAGAGAACCAGGGUAACCUAGGCUAUAUCUUCGUUGCAUAAGAGACGUUUGAGUGUCUCAUCUUUUUUGAAUGUUUCCCCGAGCCUUCUUGAUCUGUAAAUGACCCAGCCCCUUACAUCAAGACUUUUCCGAUGCUUACUUUCUUGUAGCAGUUUUGUUUGCAUUCAGCUAUUGAUUUGGGUCUCAUUGUCAAUUUACAUUUGAGCAGCAAGAUAAACAAUAACAAAGUUGUACACUGCCACAUCAUCCAACUAUGACAAUAAAUAGGAAUACAAUAGUUAUGCUGGUCUAAAUAAUCUGUAAACUCGACUGCCCUGGUGUCCUCUCUUUGUUGCUUUGAGCAACCUCUCAGCUUUAAAAUGUUUUAACCUAUCUGUACCUGCACUGUAUUAACUCUACGCCUAGUUGUUGUAAUUUGUGGUUUUGUCAGUGUGUUUUUGUUGUGGUCCAGUGCCCAGAAGGGGUCUAUCCUGUAAGUUUUGACUCCUGUUUGCCAUUCUGAAAAUCUGUUAUUGAGCUGCUGUGUUUGUCAUUCACAUGUGAAAUAUGAUCAUUUUAAUUUAUAUUUUUUAUACUUACACAUUUCUUUCUUUUGAGAUAUCACCAACAAAGCAAUUUUAUCAAAAUUGUACAUAUGUUUCCCCAACUGUAUUUUGUAAGGGCAUUGAUAGAAUGCACUGGUUGUGCAUCAUCAAGAGAGCAAGAAAAAAUAGACAUAUUUUCAUUUAUUUUAAAAAGGAAACUACCCUACUCAUUCUCUUCUUGAAUAGCUGGUGACUGUUCAAGAACAUCAGAGUUUAUUGGUUUUCUGUAUUCUGAUGUUUGAAGAAGAACUUUUGUAUAUUAAAUAGUGUCCAUAUUUGAGAAGAGGCUACCUUUUUGUAAUGCUUCACUGUAGAUAAAGUGUUAAAGGCAAUAAAAUAUGCACAGUAAUGUACAUUAAUAAAGGCUUAAAGGGUAA